Microthlaspi erraticum is the source of this 1158-nucleotide messenger RNA. The record is from the annotation of a GenBank genome assembly. NCBI's taxonomy places the organism in Eukaryota, Viridiplantae, Streptophyta, Magnoliopsida, Brassicales, Brassicaceae.
AUGGAGUUUGACCUGACUUUCAAUGUCGACCAGGAUUUGCACCGGCGGUGGUGGAAAUCACGACGGAAGCUGGGCAUUCUCGCUUACGGGCUGGGCUUGUGUCUUGGACUUUGGGUGAGCCUUGUUCGACGAAUUGGGUUUGACGAAUCGGCCGACUUGGAUUUAGCGAUUGGACUUGAGUUGGGGCUGGGAGUGAGCGCCGUUGACGGUGACGGUGACGGCGUUACUCAACUCGGUGUGGAGAAUAGUGCGCCGUCUAACGAUGGCGGAGAUGACGGCGUUAAGACGGCGAGGCUGCCUCGCUGGACGAGGCAAGAGAUUCUGGUGCUGAUUCAGGGGAAGAGAGUGGCGGAGAACAGAGUCCGGCGAGGGAGAGCGGCGGGUAUGGCGCUCGGGUCGGGUCAAAUGGAGCCCAAAUGGGCAUCGGUGUCGUCUUACUGCAGGCGUCACGGUGUGAAUCGCGGGCCGGUCCAGUGCCGGAAAAGGUGGAGCAAUCUCGCCGGAGAUUAUAAGAAGAUUAAGGAAUGGGAGUCUCAGAUUAAAGAGGAGACGGAGUCGUAUUGGGUUAUGAGGAACGAUGUUCGCCGGGAGAGGAAGCUUCCUGGGUUUUUCGACAAGGAAGUCUACGAUAUUGUAGAUGGCGGCGUGAUUCCUCCGGCGAUUCCGGCUCUAGCUCUUGGCUUGGCUCCGGCUUCAGCAUCGGCGGAGGAAUUGUUUCCCGAUUUAGAUCGGAGAGAACCGGCGACAAGUCCAGAUCAGUUGAAUUCGGCUCCAGCGCCCAAAUCAAUUCAGGAUAUUAUUAUUGUAGAGAAGGAGAAGGAAGCAGCUUGUAGAGCAGACCAAGGUAGAGUGAAAGAGAAACAUUCGGAAGAAGCAAACCCGGAAGCUGGAUCGACAUCACAAGAAGAGAGGAAGCGUAAACGGAAAUCAUCUGCUGGUGGUGAAAAAGAAGAAGAAGAAGAGGGAGAAACAAAGAGCAUGCAGAAUCAAUUGAUAGAGAUACUUGAAAGAAACGGGCAGUUAUUGGCGGCACAGCUUGAGGUUCAGAAUUCCAACUUAAAACUGGACAGAGAGCAAAGGAAAGAUCAAGGUGAUAACUUAGUCGCUGCUAUCAGCAAGCUCGCCGAUGCUGUGGCCAAAAUCGCAGAUAAGUUGUAG